AUGGCAGCGUCCAGGGCGGUGAAAAUUCAGCGUGUCAAAAUAUGUUUUCUACUCUUGUGCGCCAUAGGAAUUUUUGCUUCUCUUUAUGCAUACCAUGUGGAGGUGUCAAAGGAACGGGAUGGAUCGUACAAAGCCAUGUGUGACAUAAGCGCCUACAUCAGCUGUUCUAAAGUGUUCACAUCCAGAUACGGACGGGGAUUUGGCAUACUUGAUCGUUUCGUAGCCAAAGACAGCAUAAUAAACCAGCCUAACUCAGUAUUUGGACUUGCAUUUUACACAUUCCAUGUGUCUUUAGCCUUCUCCCAAACUCCGGCUUCGGCUGCCGUUCAGAUUGGGUUUUCCGUUGUAGCCAACUUAGGAUCCAUCUACCUGGCCUACAUUUUGUACUUUAUAUUACAAGAUUUCUGCGUGGUCUGCGUGUCUAUGUAUGUCAUCAAUGCUCUAAUCCUCGCCACCUCCAUCAUCAAGUUUAAAAUCCUCGUUAACCAGGUGAUUAAAGAUAGCAAGAAGAAAAGAGGAUAAAGAACGCACAGUAUUGGUUUGUUUUGUGAAAUCAGGAAUGAUGAAAUGACUUCCACUCUGUGCUCAUAAGCCCAACCUAAACACAGGUUGUCAUGGUGAUGGGCUACUUUAUAAUAUGUCAUUCCUGGUCAUUGCUGUAUCAUCUCUGACAAAUAAUACUCAUCUGGUCUAAGGAA
This is a messenger RNA of Liolophura sinensis, 698 nucleotides long. RefSeq names its product vitamin K epoxide reductase complex subunit 1-like protein 1. Bases 1 to 522 code for a protein of 173 amino acids. The transcript has 3 exons. NCBI's taxonomy places the organism in Eukaryota, Metazoa, Mollusca, Polyplacophora, Chitonida, Chitonidae. Gene Ontology annotation, molecular function: vitamin-K-epoxide reductase (warfarin-sensitive) activity. The record is from RefSeq and is a predicted model, not a curated record. Gene Ontology annotation, biological process: peptidyl-glutamic acid carboxylation; vitamin K metabolic process.